AUGGAUCUUUUCAACUCAGCUCUUGGGAAAAAUAUCACUUUUGUGCAUCCUGCAUAUUUCAUAAUAAGUGGUUUAUCUGGCCUCCCAAAUAUAAAAUAUUACUAUGUCUUUCUCUUUUUUGUUUAUAUAAUUUCAGUGCUGGGAAACACUAUUGUGAUGGCAGUGAUAUACUUGGAUCAUAAUCUGAGAGCUCCAAAAUAUAUUGCAGUAUUUAAUUUAGCGUUUGUGGACCUGUUUGGUAACUCUGCUCUGGUACCGAAGGUUCUUGACAUCUUUCUGUUUAACCAUCGCUACAUCCCGUACAACGACUGCUUGACAUUCCUUUUUUUCUGCUACACCUGCCUUUCAAUGCAGUCAUUUAAUCUGGUUGCCCUCUCCUAUGACAGACUGAUAGCUAUCAUCUUCCCACUGCAUUAUCAAGUGAAAGUGACCCACAGGUUCAUGCUGUCUUUGAUUGCCUCUUUCUGGAUCUUUGUUAUAAUUGCUGUACUUAUUGCAGUUGGCCUCAUUACAAGACUUUCCAUCUGUAAGUCUGUGGUUAUUAACAGCUAUUUUUGUGACCAUGGCCAGAUAUACCGGCUGUCCUGUAAUGACCAUUUUCCCAAUUAUGCCCUCAGUUGUUUUUACCCAGUUCUCAUUUUUUGGCUUCCGCUUGCUUUUAUCUUGGUAAGUUACCUAUAUAUUGGCUAUACUUUGGCUAAAGUAGCCACAGUUCAAGAAGGACUCAAAGCCUUUAAAACGUGCAUAGGUCAUCUUUCAUUGGUGGCAAUCUAUUUCAUUCCAUUGUUAAUCACAUUUACCUUAAUGGCAAACAUACAUCCAAAUGCCAGGAUCAUUAACCUGUCUCUGACCUCUGUCUUUCCUCCCAUGUUGAACCCAAUCAUUUAUGUUCUGCAGACACAAGAAAUCAAAGAAUCUUUCUUUAAG
Larimichthys crocea (large yellow croaker) is the source of this 927-nucleotide messenger RNA. RefSeq names its product olfactory receptor 1361-like. The transcript has 2 exons. Gene Ontology annotation, molecular function: olfactory receptor activity; odorant binding; G protein-coupled receptor activity. The record is from RefSeq and is a predicted model, not a curated record. The annotation marks the transcript as partial. Gene Ontology annotation, biological process: G protein-coupled receptor signaling pathway; detection of chemical stimulus involved in sensory perception of smell. Gene Ontology annotation, cellular component: membrane. Lineage: Eukaryota; Metazoa; Chordata; Actinopteri; Sciaenidae.